ACCUUCAGAAACUGCCCUACCUGACCAUGUGCCUGAGAGAAGCCAUGCGGUUACAUAGUCCCGUUCCCCUCGUCAUGCGCACCAUGUUGGAGGACACUGUGAUUGACGGCGUGACUGUUCCACAAGGUUUCUCAGUAGCCAUCCACCUGUACGGACUGCACCAUAACCCGGCUGUGUGGGGACCUGAUCAUAUGGAGUUCGAUCCGAGUCGUUUUCGCCCUGAGCGCAUGAAAGACAGAGACUCUCACGCCUUCUUGCCGUUUUCUGCAGGACAAAGAAACUGCAUCGGGCAGAACUUUGCCAUGAAUGAAGCGAAGGUGCUGCUUGCAAGGCUGAUACACAAAUUUAUCUUUGAAGUCGACCCGACUCGUCCUGCGCAGAAAGAUGUGCUGAUCGUCAUGUGCGCCAAGGACGGGAUGUGGAUGAAAGUCACGCCAGUCUGAAAAGACUUUAACAUAUACAUGUAGCUCUAAAUUGUCUAAACAAUAAAACUGAAAGUUUGAA
Molecule: messenger RNA, 504 nt
Organism: Branchiostoma floridae (Florida lancelet)
Lineage: Eukaryota; Metazoa; Chordata; Leptocardii; Amphioxiformes; Branchiostomatidae
Product: cytochrome P450 4F2-like
Exons: 4
Coding region: 27-443 (138 amino acids)
Molecular function (GO): oxidoreductase activity, acting on paired donors, with incorporation or reduction of molecular oxygen; heme binding; monooxygenase activity
Source: RefSeq, a predicted model, not a curated record